Messenger RNA from Poecile atricapillus (Black-capped chickadee), 1448 nucleotides. RefSeq names its product goosecoid homeobox (gene GSC). Gene Ontology annotation, molecular function: DNA-binding transcription factor activity, RNA polymerase II-specific; RNA polymerase II cis-regulatory region sequence-specific DNA binding. The transcript has 3 exons. Lineage: Eukaryota; Metazoa; Chordata; Aves; Passeriformes; Paridae. The coding region runs from base 1 to 1275 and encodes 424 amino acids. Gene Ontology annotation, biological process: regulation of transcription by RNA polymerase II. The record is from RefSeq and is a predicted model, not a curated record. Gene Ontology annotation, cellular component: nucleus.
AUGGAAAGGAUUACGUUAAUUUCAUUAAUUCUCAAUACACAGACUCGAGCUGCUUUCACUCCUUUGUGUAACCCCCACCUCUUCUCCACCAAAAAAGGGGAGAAAAAAAAAUCAAAUCUGGUUUUGUUUGUCAUCUGCAUAUUACCAGGAACUAAAUCCAGGAUGACGUCGCCUGGGUAUAAAAAAGGGAAGAGGUUCAGAUGGAUUAUACUCCGAGCAGCCCUCUGGGUUGAGAUCAGUAAACAGGCGAGAGUUGAGGGGGGAAAGUUCCAGGGGUGGAUCCUGCGCACACGCACACACACCGCACACGCGCGCACAGACACACACGCACACUCUGCCCGCAAGCUGCCCUCGGAAAAGGCGCUGUUCUUUUCGCUCCGAUUCCUUUUUAAAAUUUAUCCGAAAAGUUUCGAUUUCGUGUCCUUCCAGCCUCUCCCCCCCCCCUCCCCAGCCACCACCUACCCUCCCUCCCGCCCUCCUCCCUCCCUCCCCCGGCCGGUCCCCGCCGCCCUGCCCCGCACGGUUUGGGGCAUGCCUGUGAGCAUGUUCAGCAUCGACAAUAUCCUGGCGGCCAGACCUCGCUGCAAGGACUCGGUGCUGCUGCCCCCGAGCGCCGCGCCCGUCGUCUUCCCCAGCCUCCACGGGGACUCGCUCUACGGCAGCGCCUCCGACUACGGCGGAUUUUACUCCCGGGCGGUGGCUCCCGCCUCCGCGCUGCCGCCGGCCGUCACCGGAUCCCGGCUCAGCUACAACAACUACUACUACGGGCAGCUGCAUGUGCCGGCGUCCCCCGUGGGCCCUUCGUGCUGCGGGGCCGUGCCGCCCCUGGGCGCCCAGCAGUGCUCCUGCGUUCCCCCCGCAGGUUACGAGGGCACUGGGUCAGUCCUGAUGUCCCCUGUUCCCCAUCAGAUGUUGCCCUACAUGAACGUGGGCACUUUGUCCCGGACGGAGCUGCAGUUACUGAACCAGCUGCACUGCAGGAGAAAAAGACGGCACCGGACUAUCUUCACUGACGAGCAGCUGGAAGCGCUGGAAAACCUCUUCCAGGAAACGAAAUACCCAGACGUGGGCACCAGAGAACAGCUGGCCAGAAGGGUGCACUUAAGAGAGGAAAAAGUGGAGGUUUGGUUCAAGAACCGCCGGGCGAAGUGGAGGAGGCAAAAGCGAUCGUCUUCGGAGGAGUCAGAAAACGCACAAAAGUGGAAUAAAGCGUCUAAAACGUCACCGGAGAAGAGACAAGAGGACGGGAAAAGUGACUUGGACUCUGACAGCUGAUACAUCUAAGUGGGGGGGACGUUUCCCGUGGACUGUCGGAUACGCUCCAGAGGAUGCUACUAAUCUUGCACAAGAUCUGCCUUGUUGGAGGGGGAAAAUAUCUGUAUAUAAUGUACAAUGCCCCGAAUUAAUUCCAUGUAAAUAAAAUGUGUUGCGGAGGUGUUGCACAGGUA